CUCAGAUCUCUCUCCCUUCUUAAAUACGGCUGAGGUUCUCGAUCAGUGCGUCUUCAUCUACGACAUCCCCCGCUCCUCCACCCGCUAUGUCUACGACCACCUCCCUCCGAGAAUCGGCCGAUCAUACGCUCGCCAGCGUCGAGAUUCAGGAGAAUGAGAAGGCUGCCGUCGCACCACCUCCAGUGGACCAGAGCACGAUUUUGACGGGGAAGAAGCUUGCAAUCGUCUUCGUGGCCAUGUUACUCUCACUCCUUCUGGUCGCACUCGACCAGACGAUUCUUGCGACUGCCCUCCCCCGAAUUGCCUCCGACUUCAACGCGUUCACACUCCAGGGAUGGGUUUCCACCUCCUUUGUCCUCGCGCAGACCGUCUUCCUGCUCUUUUACGGCCAGGUCCUCCGCAUCUGGCCCGCAAAAUGGGUCCUUUUCACCGCCGUCGUGAUCUUUGAGCUGGGUUCGCUUGUGUGCGGAGUGUCUCAGAACGUUGGGCAGUUGAUCGCAGGCCGCACCGUGUCUGGUGUCGGCGCGGCAGGAAUCUUUGUUGCUCUGAUUCAAGUCAUCUCGCAAGCAACCCGUCUCGAAGAUCGACCCCGACUGUUUGGUCUUUUCGGCGCAGUCUUCGGUCUCUCCAGCGUCAUUGGGCCGCUCAUUGGUGGGGCUUUCACCGACCACGUCAGCUGGCGGUGGUGUUUCUUCAUCAAUCUCCCUCUCGGAGGUUUGUCUUUGACAGGUGUCGUGUUCCUGCUCAAGGCGUCCCCUCCUCUCGGGUCUGAUCCCACACGACGCACAUGGUCCGAUCUGCUCCACCAGACUCUGCGUCUGGAUUACGUCGGCGCAACGCUCAUUGCAGGGUGCAUCACAUCGCUGGUCCUCGCCCUCCAGUGGGGUGGGAACACCAAGCCGUGGGGUGACAAGGCCGUCAUCAUCUCCUUCGUCUUUGCAGCUGUCUUGGCCGCUGCCUUCAUCGCAUGGGAGAUCCGCCUGGAUGAACGUGCCAUGACCCCGACUGCGAUCUUCAAGUCGCGCUCUGUCUAUGCUAUUCUGUUUUACUCGUUCCUCACCCGGUUCUCGCUGCUGCUGUUCUCGUACUACAUUCCGAUCUUCUACCAAGCUGUUCGCCACCACUCUGCCACCAAAUCCGGUAUCGACUUGCUCCCCUUCAUGCUUGGUGUCGUGGUGACCGUGAUCAGCUCUGGUCAGCUCGUGGGGCGAUUCGGAUACUACUGGCCGUUCAUCCUUUCGGCCCCCGUCUUCCUAGCGCUCGGCUCCGGUCUGCUCUACACACUCAACAGCGGGACGUCCUCAGCCAAGAUCGUCGGAUUUCAGAUUCUCGCUGGCGUUGGCAUCGGCAUGGGGAUGCAGAACUCGCUGCUCGCGAUCCAGGUCGAAUUCAAAGACACGCCCCGGAUCCUCGGCCAAGCGACAUCCAUGGCAUCCUUCGCGCAGUUCCUUGGUGGAACCCUCGGCCUCGGUGUCGCCGAGCCCGUGUUCGCCUCCGAGCUGAGCAAGUUCCUCGUCAAGUACGCGCCGAAUGCACCCGUCGCCAUCGUCGCGCAGAGCCCGACCGCCAUCUACACCAAGCUCGACCCGGCACUGAUCCCGGGCGUCGUGCGCAGCUAUCAGGAGGCGCUCAGGAUCGUGUUCAUCCUCGGUGUCCCAGUUGCAGGGCUUGCGUUGAUCUCCGCAAUGUUCAUCAAGAAUAUUCGAAUCGCUGUUCCCUCGGCUGCAGCGAAGCCCAAGGCGGAUGCGGAUACUGCCGAGAAGGGUGUGAUUGGGGAGGCUUCAUGAUGGAAAACUACGACCCUAUCAAUGUAUUAUAGCAAAAAACGCAUACCACCGCUCUAAUUCGACCUAGAUAGACAUCAUCUCAUUCAUCUAGUGUAACGGUUAUUUCCCUCAUGUCACGUGGAAUCUCAGGAAUGAAAGGAUCAACAUAUCAUUAUGUA
Molecule: messenger RNA, 1945 nt
Organism: Mycena citricolor
Lineage: Eukaryota; Fungi; Basidiomycota; Agaricomycetes; Agaricales; Mycenaceae
Source: the annotation of a GenBank genome assembly